AGUGGGGAGUGGGCUACCCAAUUGUGUUUACAUGAAGUAGUGUCUUUGACGAUUGCAAUGGAUCAAUGCAAAGUCACGAAAGCAUUUAGGUGCGUAAUUUUUCACAAUGCCGAAUUUGACAAGAACUCGUUGCACAAACCGAAGCCGCCUGCCAAGUGCUUGAGUGUCAACCUGAGUUUUUUUUUUUUUGUGAAACAAGAACCUGAGAAUUCCGACUUGCGCUCAAGUUCACUGUGAAUUCAGAGGGCGGCUAAUGGAAAUUCAGUUUCCUGGGAGAGAAGACACGGCAGAUGCAGCCGAGGACGCUCCCGCGCGGCCGCGCCGCCGUCCUGCGCGCGGUCACGGGAUGCCGCGGCCGCCGCGAAGAGCAGGCCCUCCACUGCCUCGUCUGCAAGCUCGGCCUCGCCUCCGACGUCGUGCUGGCGACCGCCUUGCUCGUCCGCUACGGCAAGCACGGCCUCCUGGCUCCGGCCCAGCGGCUGUUCGACGAGAUGCCGCGCAGGGACGCGGUCGCCUUCAACGCCAUGCUGGCCGCGCUCGGCGCCUCGGGUAGGGCGGAUGACGCGCGGAGGCUGUUCGACCGAAUGCCGGAGCCGGACAGGACCCCCGCGUCGUGGAACACCCUGCUCACGUGCUACUGCAGGGCCGGCGACCUCGCCUCCGCCAGGGCAGUCUUCGAGGUGAGCCUGCGCGCGGCGACGAGCAGCGUCGUGUCGUGGAACGCCAUGGUCGACGGGUACUGCAAGGCCGGGCGGAUGGACGCUGCACGGGAGCUGUUCGACCGGAUGGGCUCAUCACUGCGGGACGUCGUCACCUAUAACACGAUGAUGGCCGGGUACUUGCGCCGGGGAGACCCAGCCGCCGCCAUCGCGAUGUUCCGCCGGCUGACGCAGGAGGGGGAUCAGGAGACGCCGAGGCCCACCGCGGUCACCAUUGCCACCGUGGUGACGGCUUGCACGCAGGUGGGGGACUUCGGCUUUGGCCGGGCGGUCCAUCUCUCCGCCCGGCAGCUGCUGGGGACGAGCCCCGACGCCGUGCUGAGCAACGCCCUCAUGGACAUGUACUUCAAGUGCGGGAGCGUGGACCGCGCGCUCGAGGUCUUCAGCGCCAUGCCGCCCGGCGCGCCCAACCUCUUCUGCUGGAACACGGUGAUCGCGGGGCUGGGCAGGAACGGCCGCGGCGAGGACGCCGUCAGGGCGUUCCGCGACAUGGUCGAGGCGAGCAAGAAGAACAACGAGGUGAAGCCGGACUCGGUGACGUUCGUGGCGCUCCUGUCGGCGUGCAGCCACUCGGGCCUGGUGGCCGAGGGCCGGGCGCUCUUCGGCGAGAUGCUGCCGGCCCACGGGGUGGCUCCCGGGGCGGAGCACUACGGCUGCAUGGUGGACCUGCUGUGCCGCGCGGGGCUGCUCGGCGAGGCCGUGCGGCUCGUGCGGACGAUGCCCGUCCGCCCCAACGCCAAGGUCCUGGGGUGCCUGCUGCUCCACGCGCGCGGCUCGGGGGACGGCGUCGCGGCGAGCGAGUGGGCGGCGGGGCGGAUCGCGGAGCUGGACGGCCGCGACGGCGCCGCGUACGGGCUGUCCAACCUGUACGCGUCGCUGCAGAGGUGGGAUCACGUCGAGAGGCACCGGAGCAGCGCGGCCGUGGCGAGCGGCAAGGAGCCUGGACGGACCAGCUACGAUCCGCAUGCGCGCUAGUUCGAGGCACCGACUCGUAUGUUUUCUGCAAGGAGGACACACACGUGCACACACACGGCACCGCACGACGGGAGCAGUGAUAGGGAGCCCACGUCUGCAGUGACGUUGGCGCGGCGUAAGCACUUGCGGUAGCACUCAACGGAUGGGAAUGCGAGAGAACCUUCCCGUGUCUUCUUCCUAUCGGCACCUGGGGCAAAAGUGACCGUUCGGUUUUCUACUCCCUCCGUUCGGAAUUACUGGUCGUAGAAACGGAUGUAUUUAGAUAUAUUCUAGUUCUAGAUACGUCUAUUUCCGAGACAAAUAAUUCCGAACGGAGGAAGUAUAUGCAAAAAAGGAAAAACAAAUUGCACGA
Molecule: messenger RNA, 2046 nt
Organism: Triticum dicoccoides
Lineage: Eukaryota; Viridiplantae; Streptophyta; Magnoliopsida; Poales; Poaceae
Product: pentatricopeptide repeat-containing protein At3g29230-like
Exons: 1
Coding region: 291-1694 (467 amino acids)
Biological process (GO): RNA modification
Molecular function (GO): protein binding; RNA binding
Source: RefSeq, a predicted model, not a curated record